GCGAAGCGUGGCUGGAGGGCGAGGCGAGGGGAGGAGGGCGUGAGAAAGGAGGCGGCGGCGGCGCGGAGGAGGGUUAUCUGUUCAUUUAAAAACCGGCCGCCUCGUCGCCUCGGGAAGACCUGGAGCGUCUGACUGCACGCGCGGGACACGAGCGCUCCACGCCCGCGGCGCCCACGGCCCGCCGUCUCCUGGCCGCUUGCGCCGUGCGCCCCAAGACCUGCGACGCGGACCCCGGGAAGUGGCUGAGGGGCGCAGUGCCACAGGCCCCCCCUUGGGGCGUGGCCGUCGUCCCGGCACCCCCGUGCCUCUGCCCGCACCUCCCUGCGGUGUGCCGGGGCCAGUGGAUGCGGGUGCGAUGAACAGCGGCGCGCUGCCCCGGACCGCGGCCCCCGCGCUGGGCGUCUCCGGCGGUGGCGCCGCCCGGCGGCGGCCCGCGUCCCCGGAGCUGCUGCGCUGCAGUCGGCGGCGGCGGCCCGGCGCGGAGGGGACCGGGGGCGGCGCGGCGGCCGUGGCGCGGCGCAACGAGCGGGAGCGCAACCGCGUGAAGUUGGUGAACCUGGGGUUCCAGGCGCUGCGGCAGCACGUGCCGCGCGGCGGCGCCAGCAAGAAGCUGAGCAAAGUGGAGACGCUGCGCUCGGCCGUGGAGUACAUCGGCGCGCUGCAGCGCCUGCUGGCCGAGCACGACACCCUGCUCCUGGCGCCAGCCGCGCGGAACCCCGCACCCCGCGGGCCGCCCGACACCCCGCCGGACGCCGCCUCGCCCUCCUGCGCCUCCUCGUCCCCGGGCCGCGGGGGCAGCUCGGAGCCCGGCUCCCCGCGCUCCGCCUACUCGUCCGACGACAGCGGCUGCGAGGGCGCGCUGAGCCCCGUGGAGCGCGAGCUGCUCGACUUCUCCAGCUGGUUAGGGGGCUACUGAGCGAGGCAGCGCCGCCCCGAGGCCCCGGGCAACUCCAUCCCCGCCGAGGAGCCAGCACGGGCGGCCUGGCCUCCGUCCCGCCGCCCGCCCGCCCGCCCGGUGAGCCGAGCCGCCUGGGAGCCCACACCGUCCAUCCUGACCACGUGCCAGUUUGAAACUGGUCCCCGCCGACCUCCCCCAGGGGCAGCUUCCUGGGACCCUGACUGCCCGCCCUGAGGCCUCCGCUGGCACCCGGCCGGGCACCAGCCCGCAGUUUUCCCGAAGGGAGACGCGAUGUGAGGCCACAGAGCACCUACGUUUUCUACGUUACCUCGAACUGCCCAGGGACGCGGGCAACAUGAAACUUAUUUUUAUACAAAGACUCCGUCACUUGGAACACAAUAAAGACGGUUGACCCCCA
Eptesicus fuscus (big brown bat) is the source of this 1316-nucleotide messenger RNA. It is a transcript of the gene ASCL2, whose product is annotated as achaete-scute family bHLH transcription factor 2. The coding region runs from base 356 to 916 and encodes 186 amino acids. The record is from RefSeq and is a predicted model, not a curated record. The transcript has 2 exons. Gene Ontology annotation, molecular function: RNA polymerase II transcription regulatory region sequence-specific DNA binding; protein dimerization activity; DNA-binding transcription factor activity, RNA polymerase II-specific. Gene Ontology annotation, biological process: developmental process; regulation of transcription by RNA polymerase II. NCBI's taxonomy places the organism in Eukaryota, Metazoa, Chordata, Mammalia, Chiroptera, Vespertilionidae.